AUGGCUACGAUAGUUCAUCGUCAGGCCCUUGCACCUCGGCCGGUCAACGACAGCACGCCCCAGCGACUCUCAGGCAGUGCAGGCCCCGGGAGCUCUCAUAGUCUCAAACGAGCUCGUGAAGACGACGGAGAGGACGUGGUCGCAUCCCGAGGAUCUGCAAAGCGCUCCCGGGCGAGCCUCGACAACAUCAGUGAUACACUCCGGGCAAUCGCUCCAGAGACCAAGAUAGCUGCGCUCGAGCUCACUCCCCGUCCUAUGAAACCAGCUCAUACAGUCGCAAAAGUCGAUAAGCAAGCUGACCGAACAACCGAGGAUAAGCUUACGAAGGGAAACCGCACGUCGUCGAAGAAGACGCGUGAGGAAAAGGAAAAAUCUCAUGCCGCAAGACUCGCUGCUGAAGAAGAAUUCAGCUCCAAGUAUCGAAGCGCGUUUCCCUCUUGGAAAUUUUACUUCGACGGAGUUCCCACAGCAGCAGUAGCAACCAACUAA
This is a messenger RNA of Serendipita indica DSM 11827, 489 nucleotides long. Lineage: Eukaryota; Fungi; Basidiomycota; Agaricomycetes; Sebacinales; Serendipitaceae. The record is from the annotation of a GenBank genome assembly.